Corylus avellana is the source of this 885-nucleotide messenger RNA. The record is from RefSeq and is a predicted model, not a curated record. Lineage: Eukaryota; Viridiplantae; Streptophyta; Magnoliopsida; Fagales; Betulaceae.
CACACAAAGCACAACACAUCCAUCCACCCUUUUUACCGUAACGCGCAUUAGAUCCUCUCUCUCUCUCUAUCUCUCUCUCUCUCUGCUUAUUCCUUCAACAACCCCCCCUUACCUUCGGUCCCUGUCUUCCCCAUCUUUGAAACGCUUUUCUGAAGUUCAUAUCUCCUCCACAUCUCCAAUCCUUGCAAUUAGCAAAUAUAUAUAUAUAUAUAUUGGGAUUUUUUGUUCCUUCUCUUUCUCUUUCUCUCUGUGGGGGUGUUUUAUCAUCUCCCAGAUCUAUUUCAGACGCCCAUCACAGCCACAAACGGACCUUCUCGGUCUCUCUGGCUCUUGUUCUGAUCGGAUAGAUCGAAACCCAGAAAGGAUAUAGUGAAAAGAAUGUCGCAGGCUCUCUCAGAUGACAACUUUAUUGACCAUUUUGACCGGAUACCGGACUCCCUCCUCCUCCUCGUCUUCAACAAGAUCGGAGACGUGAAGGCUCUCGGCCGGUGCUGCGUGGUGUCGCGGCGCUUCCACUCGCUGGUUCCGCAGGUGGAGAACGUGGUGGUCCGCGUGGACUGCGUUAUCUCUGACGAUGACUCGUCUUCUUCCUCUUCCCCUUCUUCGGCUGAGAAAUCGCGGAAUCCCUUUUCCAAUAUUUUCCGCUUCGUCUUCUUGGGCACCAUCGUCAAGCCCUUUCAGUUCCUGACCCAGUUCCUUGGCGGACCCAAGAGGGUCUCGUCGUCUUCCGGGUCGCCGGGCUCUUCCUCGUCGCUGUUCCUCGCCGAAGAUGGAGACUCCGACCAGGGCAUCUAUUUCAGACGCCCAUCACAGCCACAAACGGACCUUCUCGGUCUCUCUGGCUCUUGUUCUGAUCGGAUAGAUCGAAACCCAGAAAGGAUAUAG